Ramularia collo-cygni is the source of this 3003-nucleotide messenger RNA. RefSeq lists its product as uncharacterized. The coding region runs from base 1 to 3003 and encodes 1000 amino acids. The transcript has a single exon. NCBI's taxonomy places the organism in Eukaryota, Fungi, Ascomycota, Dothideomycetes, Mycosphaerellales, Mycosphaerellaceae. The record is from RefSeq and is a predicted model, not a curated record.
AUGUCCCGUGUAGCUGAACCCCCUCGCGGCUGGGGACAUCGCCAACAGGAACAAGGACCAGAACAAGGACAUCCCGACCUCGGCCCUCGACUACCCAUGGACUCACCCGCCCUUCCGCCGCCGCAUCUUCCGCUGCGAAAGGCGUCGGCGUCGCGACUGCAACUGCAGGCGAGGAAAGGCGCGGUGCCCAAACCUCUCUUCCCCACCCACAACCACCACCUCCGCGGCUUCACUCCCUUCUCCCACCACCCGCCUGCCCCUCACAUCGACCACGUCCAGGCCAGCGACGAGCAUGCGUUUGCCGGGAGGGACACCAGACGCCACUUUCAGCCCGCCGUGGGCAUGUUGGAGAGCCAGCAGGACCCCUCAUUUCAACAUCAACACCAACACCAAUACCCGCACUCCGACACAUAUCCUGCCGAGCGAGAUGGAGGCCGGCCGCCGUCUUCCCCGCUACUCCCACCACCCGAGUCUCCACAUUUCCAAGCUCAUGCCAUGAGAUUGAAGCACUCCCACUCGUUGGGGGAGAGUCUCCGAUCGAGGGUGGGUUCUGCAGCGGAAGUGGAAUCCAGACUGUUGACACCCGACCUUCCAUCAUACUCGACCAUGCAGCCACCAUCCGCCAUACGCGAGUCGUUCCGCUCCGCUCUAACGAGCGAUUCCUCUCUGCUCGGUCCAUCCAGCAGUGUCAACACCAGCCAUACCAGUGUUAGCUCAGAGAGUGAUUUCGUCAAGGUCACCUCGGAGGAUUGGGAGGAUGCUCACUACGGUGAUGUCGAUGACCUUUUAGACGCGUAUGGAGACGGCUUCGAGAGUGAUGCGGCGAGUUUCGCAUCCAAGCAGAUUCAUGGCAAUGCAAGUGCGAAGAACAGCAUAGAAGUGCGCAGUGUCCGCUCAUUCAUGACCAACGAACGAGCUCCCUCACUGCCACGCUCACAGUCUCUCCCGCGACCGCAAGCACAACUUACUCCCAAAAAAUCCCGCUUCGAGCUGGAAAGCGUGAGAGACAGUCUGGAGGUGCAAUCCGUCCGGUCGCUGGAACGAGCUGCAUCUCAGCCGAAAUCAAACUCGUCCUUCAACAACGCACCCCGCACUACUCCCAAUACGCCCACCAAACGACAGAAUCUAGCUCAUCGGAGAAGUCAGAGCGCAAGUAUUCUGAUCCUUGGAGUGCCACGACUCAACGCCCCCGGAUCUUCUCCUGCCAACGUGCCUGAAAUUCCGCCCACACCAUCCUUCAUUCGAGAACGCAGCUCCGUGCAGAUAGUGUCCGGCCGAAGUCUGCGCGGGACCGAUUCGCGUCCGAAUAGCGAAGCCAUCCCUCGAGAUCGGUACGGCUUCAAGAAAGCCUCCCACUACAUCACAGUCGAAGCUUACGAUGCAUGGAACGCCACAUACACACCUCACUUGGAGCGCAGAAGCAAGAAAUGGCACGCCUUGAUGCGCAGCUAUGGCUUGAGCACACGCCCGGGGGCGUUGAGAUUUCCGCCGAAAAGCGAUAAGAUAAAGCGCUAUGUUCGGAAAGGCAUCCCGCCGGAGUUCCGAGGGAAUGCCUGGUUCUGGUAUGCGGGCGGGCCGGGAAAGUUGGCCAAGAACCCGGGACUAUACGGAGAGCUGCUGCAGAAGGUGGAGAAUGGCGGACUUGGCGAUACUGAUCGAGAACACAUCGAGAGAGAUUUACAGAGGACGUUUCCUGAUAAUGUAAAGUUCAAGGCGGAUAUCGUGGAGGGCAUUAAUGGGGGAGAUAGCGUGAAGACGGGCGGCAGCGCAUUGAGGGACAGUGGCGCUGUCGUGAGGGGAAAUGGGAGGGAGAGUUCCGCCACAACGGGAUCGACAUACGCACCGGUGAAGAGCAGUAUGCUGAGGGAUAGCAGUGCCACGACUGGAAGUGUGCCGCCUGCUGUCAGAGACGGCAACAUGGCCGCCACGGUCCCCGUCAGAGACAGCAACAUGAGCAACUUGAGCAAUCCACCUCUCACCCGGGACAGCAACCUGGGCAGCAUCCCGGCCAGACCAGGACCUCCCACCCGAGACAGUUCCACGCCACCCAUCAUUGAGGAGGGAAAGGCCGACACCGUCAGAGACAGUGCGACUCCUUCGCUGACUCCUCCGGUGCUUCGAGACACCCCCACACCUCCCAUAGCUCGAGACAGCCCCAGCCCAUCCAUCCUCAACACCCCGCCAAAGAUUCGCGAUAGCAACGCCACCGGCUCUACCACCCUCAGUAAAUAUCGCCAACGACUCGCCAAAGACGCAGUGCCCGAGACGCCCAUCAUCCAAUCACUCCGUCGGGUCCUCCAAGCCUUUGCAGUCCACAAUCCCCAGAUCGGCUACUGUCAAUCCCUCAACUUCAUCGCCGGCCUUCUUCUUCUCUUCCUCGACAUGGAUGAGGAAAAGUCGUUCAUCCUGUUGGAGAUUAUCACAUCACAGCAUCUCCCCGGAACGCACGGCAUCGCUCUUGAAGGCGCCAACAUCGAUAUCGGAGUACUGAUGUCCUGCAUCAAAGACUCUCUCCCCGCGGUCUGGGCGAAGCUGGAUGACAACGAAGGAGAGCAACGUUUGCCAACUGUCUCACUCGCCACGACCGCAUGGUUCAUGUCUCUGUUCGUUGGGACCCUGCCGAUUGAGUCCGUUCUGAGGGUAUGGGACUGCCUGUUCUUUGAAGGAAGUAAGACUCUCUUCCGCGUCGCCAUGUCGAUUUUCAAAUCCUGUGAAAGUCAAGUCGUCGGGCUGGGAGAUCCGAUGGAGGUCUUUCAACUUGUGCAGAGUUCCCCAAGGGGAAUGCUGGAUGCAAAUGGCCUGAUGGAGCAGUGUUUCAGGAGGCGAGCGGGAUUUGGAGGGAUCUCGCAAGGACUGAUUGAAGGGAGGAGGGCGGCGAGACGUGAAGCUGUCAAGAACGGCGCUGGUGUCGGAGAUGAGAGGCUACCGGGGAACACGUUCGGCAAGUUGAGAGGGCGAUUGAGGAGUACCAGAAGAACGGGGAGGAGGAUUGAAACGGGAUGA